CGACAAGCCACAGUUGGUACUGCUAGCAAAACGACUUUUUCAGGUUCUGUGAGUCGUUGCUAUCCAGCCAGAAAACGUUCUCUUUUGAAGCGUUUCAAAGACUGCAGCUUUUCGCCUUGUUCAGAGGAAUACAAUUCCGUCCUGCAACAUUUUACAGAGACUGCUGAACAACAGGAAAAAGCUAUUGUUGCGGAGCCAAGACGGACAAGAAAUCGGAAAAUAUCAUUACAUGAACCUAGACGAGGAUCCAAAUACAAAACAUCAUCGAAUUUUGAAACUGAAUUACCUCGAUCCUUUAACACUCGGCCACGCUGCAAUACGCUUCCCUCACGGAUCAGCGUGGUUAGAACUCCUGGUUUUGGAAAUACUGAAGAAACGGGCGAAGAUAAUUUCGAUACACCUUUCCGUUCAAACGUUAAACUAGCCUGGCAGGUAGACUAUGACGAUUUUGGCAAAAAAGAAAAAGGAAUGCAUAAGUCAGAAACACCGCCAAGAUUAUAUUUCAGUAAUACACACAAAGAGACGGGAAAAAAAGUAUCCGAGACUUCCCCUCCUUGUGAAUUAUUGAGCCAUAACGAUAAAAGUCGAAAGAAAAGACAGAGGAAAAAAGCAGAAGUGAAUUUACCCAAAAUAGAACAAAAACUCUUUAUUCACGACUCACAGCUAAAAGCUGGCGGUGCCAAGUUAUUUUCCGAUGAAGCCAGGAGAAAAAUUUAUACAGCUGACCAAACGAAUGUCGGACAUGACUUAAGAGAUUUUUCAAAGAAAGAUUUGUCGCAAGAUGGGAAUUGGUUAAAGAGAGAGCGAAGUUGUUCCACUGGACCACAUUCAACGGACAAGAAAGAUACCACCCAUUUGAAACAAAAAAGUUUUCAUUCGAUAUCAUCGCCGGCGGGAACUAAUCACCCUAAAGCCUCCGAAUUAACUUCGGCUCCUCUUUUCGAUCUUCGGAAUGAUAAUUUUCAACUCGCAACAUUCAAUGAAAAAUCGCCAAUGAUUCGGCGAACGGAUCAGUUUUCCAUAACCCGCGCAAAUAUACGCCGUGUUGGCAAAGCGACUCUUGCCGCUACGAGACUUCUAAAAAUACAUUAUAGGGAAAAUGGAGGGUCGAAAAAAGAUGUCACAAUUACAGAAGACCACAAAAAACUGGAUAAAUUGUUUGAGGAGAUGAAAGACUGCCGAUAUUUAAGACAGAAUAGUUCCGAGAUGCGCACUUAA
Molecule: messenger RNA, 1218 nt
Organism: Porites lobata
Lineage: Eukaryota; Metazoa; Cnidaria; Anthozoa; Scleractinia; Poritidae
Source: the annotation of a GenBank genome assembly